Messenger RNA from Rhododendron vialii, 1585 nucleotides. Its product is annotated as B3 domain-containing transcription factor VRN1-like. The transcript is spliced from 4 exons. The coding region runs from base 166 to 1413 and encodes 415 amino acids. Gene Ontology annotation, molecular function: DNA binding. The record is from RefSeq and is a predicted model, not a curated record. Lineage: Eukaryota; Viridiplantae; Streptophyta; Magnoliopsida; Ericales; Ericaceae.
CCAACUUUACCUCUGCUCUGGUAGCCAAAACCAUUUUUUGGAAGGAAGUUCAAGGAACCACCACAGUACCACACUGCAUUUUAAAAUCUGGAACAAACCAAAGCCGAAACCAAAACCAAAAGCAGAGAGAGAGAGAGAGAGAGAGAGAGAGAGAGAGAGAGAGAUAUGAAGAUGGGAAAUGAAGGAGAAGCAGCCGACCCAGGUUGUCGGCGGCCUCCAAUCUUCUACAGAAUGAUCGUUCCUUCCAUUGUCCAAGACAAGAAACUGAGGGUCCAAGGGAAGUUCCUCAAGAAACUUGGGAAUGAACUUCCAGCAGUCGCUACUCUCACAACUCCAAAUGGUUGCAAUUGGCAAGUGGGAUUAGAGAAAAUCGACGACAAGGUUUGGUUCACCGAAGGUUGGCAUGAGUUCGUAAAACACCAGUCUAUCCGCGUGGGAUACCUUUUACUCUUCGUGUAUGUAGGGAACUUGAAUUUCCACGUGAAUAUAUUCGAUUUGGGUGCUGCCGAGAUAAGAUAUCAAUGUAAAACCCCUUGUAGUUCCGGAGGGCCUAGUUGUAGCAACCGCUGUCGAGUACCUUAUAAGGAAGAAGCAGAACAUGAUGACUCAGUUGAAAUCUUGGGUUCCUUCCCAACUUGCCAAAAACCCACAUCUUUAGAAGCAAAAUUAAAUAGAAGUGGCAUAGCUGAACCCCAGUACAAGGCCGAUGGAGGAACCUUACAUCUAUGUUCUGUAUCGUCAGCUGCUCGAUCUACUCGUGAUGUAGGUAUUCAGUGUGGUUACAGUGAGCUUAUGACAGCUGCAUAUGAAACCAGAUUGCACUGCUUGAGUCGAAAUCCUGAACUAAGCAGGAAAAGAAAAAGAGGGAUUGGAAGUACAGAUGGAAGUGCAUUAUUAGCUAAAAGCGGAAGUGAAGUACAAACUCCUGGCUCUGAAACAACUUCCGGAACUUUGUUGAGGAGCUGGAGAGUAGUAACACCUGAAGAAAAAGACAGAGUACUUAACGAAUCGAAAACUUUUCACUCUGAAAAUCCAUUUUGUAGAGUUUUCUUGCGACGGUCCUAUGUAUACAAGGGAAUUGGCUUGCAUAUGCCAUCUUCAUUUGCUGAGAAGUACCUCGGAGGGGUUUCAGGCUUCAUAACGCUUCAGGCUUCCACUGGGGAAAAGUGGCCUGUGCGUUGCAUGUGGAGCAAUGGCUCCGCUAAGUUAAGCAAGGGGUGGCCUGAAUUUGUACGGGACAACGUGUUGGAGGAGGGCGAUGUUUGUGUCUUCGAGCUGAUCAAGACAGAGGAAAUUGUGCUCAAAGUAACCAUUUUUCGUUUAGUCGAAGACGCGGAACCAGUGAACCAAAUUCCAAAGGAAAAGCUCGCCCGAGUCAGCAAAUUAUCCUCUGGCUAUGAUCUGAACGGAUAGAGUUCGUACUUAGACUUUCUGUUUUUGCUAGACCGCCGGACUCAUUAAAAUGGUUUGUUCAAUUUUACGACCUUUAGCUGUGUGGUGGUUUGUAUACAAAAUUGCUUCUCUUCAGAUGUGCUACAAGCCUACAACUAGAUGCCUGACUUAAGUUCCCUCAUGCGGGAUAAAA